AUGUCCCUGAGGGACCCAUAUCGUGUGGUGGCCGGAGACCGGUACCCGCUUCCCUUUGCCACAAUAGAAGACACACUUCACUACUUCUCUCUCUCUCUGAAAGCACGGCUUAAUUUUCUGGAAAUAGGGCCUUACGAUCAAUCCCGAGCCUCCAACGACGGCAUCGAUAUUUCCAAGAUCGUCGAAACCGGUGUGGAUCAGAUUCUUCGGAAUUCGGGUAUCAGCUUCACCUCAUUUAGUGUCCUAUCUCUUUGGCCAAAGUUCAACUUAGCCAAGAAGCGAGAUCACUUGCUAUUGUACACGAACAACGAGGACUAUGACAAUUGGUACGAUGCGGCGAAUGCGAUUCAGUCGUUACUCGAUCAGCAGAUCGCAUUAUCCAACAAGCAAGACUACAGGUUGUGGGUCGAGAUCAGGAAUUACAAACUGAUGCUCAAAGACACCUCUUCAGCCGUCCGCCGCGGAACCAUAGCAUGCGAAGUUUUGAAGAUGACACAGGAUCUUGUUAUGCAGUCGGUUGAAAUCCUCUUCCCCAAUCAAUUCACCUCUGUUUCUUGGGUUUUGCGAGGCGCCGCAGACAAUUUUAACCAUCGCACCCCUACGGUUCUGAUCACAGUAGAGCCACGCUCUAGUCAACUUUGGGACAGCCACGAAGAGUCAAUCAGAAGCGCCAUUUCCGAUAUCGACGGAAUCAACAACUACGAAUGUGAUAUCGAUGUUCGGAUCGUCGCAGGGUCUAAUAUGCUACUCAAUGAUUGGGCCAUGCCGCCUGCGAAAUACCACGACUGCCCCGGCCCAGAAGCUGACUCUGGGGUGUCUAUUGGACCCCGUUGCACGAGUCCAGCCAGUGGGACUCUCGGUGUCUGGGUUAACUUGCUGCCAGCGGGCAAGACGCUCAAGACGGAGGCCGUUGUCUGUUUUCUUACUUGCCAUCAUGUGAUUACUGCCGGCGACCCAACCAACGCUCAAGCCAACAAUGCCUAUGGUAUCGCUUUGGACGGGAGAUCAGCGUUGAAGAAGAUUCCGAUCGAUUUCCCCUCAACCAUCGAUUCGAGAUGGACCAUCCAGACUUUGCAAAAGAGGAUCCAAAGUCCAGAGGUGAUCAAUCGCAUCCAAACGAUCCAGAAUCGACUCGAUGCAGGUGGAAUUGGAUAUGUGCGCCAUUCUUCUGGGCUGAGCCGUCGCACGCAGACAAGAGGAAAAUUGGACUGGGCGCUGAUCGAAGUCACCGACCAGACCUGUGUGGGAAAAAACUUUCCUGCUCUUAGAUCCAAGCUGACCCCCGAGCACUUUGCCUCGUUUUUGGGGGAUCGCUUCAUCAAUGAAGAUGUCUACUUCGAUAUUCCCGGGCAAAUCAUCGACACUGUGGGAACCCUAUCGGAAGAGACUGUCAUGAAGCCCAUGUCCUGGGUCGCCAAGCAGGGCAGAACUUCUCGCAUAACAACGGGGGACUUGAACGAGUUGUGGUCUGGAGUGAAGUGGGAUGAUGGUACGACAUCUUGGGAGCACCAGAUCUUUCCUCUAAUCGGCGGAGAAACCUUUGCGAGGCCAGGAGACUCGGGUUCUCUCGUCCACAACGUGGACAAGGAAUGGAUUGGCAUGAUGCAUUGUGCCAACACUGCUGACGACUGGGGCUGUUUUACCAGCGCUCAAGAUAUCAUCGACGAUAUCAAGUUGAAGACUGGAGGCACGAUCACACUCUUGGGAUAG
Molecule: messenger RNA, 1710 nt
Organism: Drepanopeziza brunnea f. sp. 'multigermtubi' MB_m1
Lineage: Eukaryota; Fungi; Ascomycota; Leotiomycetes; Helotiales; Drepanopezizaceae
Source: RefSeq, a predicted model, not a curated record